Rattus rattus (black rat) is the source of this 2773-nucleotide messenger RNA. Its product is annotated as tripartite motif-containing protein 30A-like. The transcript is spliced from 4 exons. Bases 1 to 765 code for a protein of 254 amino acids. Lineage: Eukaryota; Metazoa; Chordata; Mammalia; Rodentia; Muridae. Gene Ontology annotation, molecular function: protein binding. The record is from RefSeq and is a predicted model, not a curated record.
AUGAAAUUUGAAGGUUUGAGACAUGGAGGUCAAUUUUUUAUCCCUAGGAGUCAGACCUUGAAACUGGAACUGCCAAAUAUUAUCCUAGAAAGAAGAAGAAAGUUCCAAGCUCCAGAUUUGAAAGGCAUGCUGCAAGCAUUUGAAGGGCUCAUGGAUGUCCAGCAAUACUGGGUUCAUGUAACUCCAUGUCAAUAUAACAAGGAAAUCGUUUCCAUUAACAAAAAUAAAGGACAAAUACAAUGUGCAAGUCACUAUAGGAGGAAUCGUCAAGUUUCUGAGACUUUCCAUUUGGGCGUCGUGGGAUAUCCAGCUAUUCACUCAGGGAAGCACUACUGGGAAGUAGACGUGUCUACAUGUGAUGCCUGGCUCCUUGGAUUAAGUGAUGGAAAAUGUGCUCAACCCCAUUUAAUGGGUGAAAUGGGCUUCAAAAUGAAACUUAAUUCUAAUUUUAACCAAAUUGAAAUGUAUCAGCCUAAAUGUGGCUACUGGGUUAUAGGGAUGAAGGAUAGGUCUGUAUACAAUGCCUUUGAUGAGUGCUCUAUCACCCAUAAUCCCAGUGUCUUGGUUCUCUCUCUGCCUCAUCCUCCCAGUCGUGUUGGAGUUUUCGUGGACCGGGAAGCUUGCACUCUCUCAUUUUAUGAUGUUUCUAACUCAGGAGCUCUCAUCUAUAGGUUCUAUUACCCUUCCUUCCCUCGUAAAGUCUAUCCAUAUUUUAAUCCUUUGGAAUGUUUGAAGCCAAUGACAGUAUGUGGACCACCCUCUUAAGCUCUCACCUACAUCUACGCAGUGCCCCCAUGUGUGGUGUAUCCCAUGUUCCAGAGCUUCCCUGCAUCAUUUUAAUUUUUUUGUCUUGGGUUCUUUAUUUUAAUGACCUUCACGUAUAACUACAAACCAGCAUGGAUUAAUUCCCUUGAUCCAGCUGCUUCUCUACUCACAAGAUGAUUACUGCCAUUUGUCAUUUCCCAUAUUCCCAAAGAAAAUGAUUAUUUCCUCACUAAGUGAAAUCGAGCCUCUGCUAAGACCAUCUCUGUAGCAUCACAGUCAAAAGAAUGACUCAUAGCCAACAAUGUCUUAGAGAACUUGAGAGAGGCCCCAGAAAAAAAAAAAAAAAAAACGAGGACCUUUUACCUCAAGUACAUUUUGUUCCCUGGAUUGGCUUGGAUGUGAUUUUGUACCUCCUGCAACAAACAUUUGCAUUCAACUUACUCGAUGUGUUUUCUCUUGUUGGAUGUCAGAACAUAGCUACAGAAUCCAUCCUUGUGAAAGGAUAUGCUAAGUGCUGGCCUCAAUGCACACUGAUUCUAGACAUGGGCUGUGCUUUGGUUUCCCAGAUAUAAUCUAUAGUAUAGUGCAGACAAUCGUGUUUAAAUUCAUCUGUCCUGAGAAAGUUGUGUGAAAGGGUUGCUCUGUUAAUAUUUACUAUAUGCUUACUGGCAUUUAUUUACAUGUUUUUAUGAUUCUCUUUCUCCAAACUCAAAGAACCUUCCUUAAAUUGUUGCUUUCCAUUGUACAUUCAUGUCUAAAAGCACAGUGAAACUGAGGUAAAGAUGUCUGCUGAAGUCCCUCUAUCCUAGACUGUCUUUAAACACCAGGUCUUACAGACAGAACUAUCUCGGUCCACAAAGGUAGAUACACCUUACUUUUUGUGGUGCCAGAGAUACAAGCCAGGGCUUCAUGUAUGCUUAUGAGUUGCUCUACCACUGAGUUGCUUACCUGAGCUCUAUAAGUUCUCCACAAACAUAUUAUUUUUGUCACUGACAAUAGAUGAAAGUUCUUUUCCAGCUUGUCUAGCAGUUUAGAAAAUUAUAUAUAGGAGUCUCUGGCUAAGGAAUGGACCCUUAGCAGGAGAUCAGUUUAACCACAAUGCUUGUGUUUCAUCAAAGAGUUAAGAAGGAAAUCUCUCAAAUGAUACUCAGUAAGACCAUGUGUUUAGAGUAUCCAGGUUCUAAUCCAAGCCUUCUCACAUUGCAAUGCAACCCUGAAUAACAUCCUCUUGAGCUUGCAUUUGCUAGUUUUCUUUUUCUUUUGUUUCAUUUUUCUGUUUUUGUUUUUCAGUUUUGGUAUAAAUAGUGUGCCUAUAUUGCAGGUCAUUGCAGGUCUUAAAUUUGAAAUCUUUAGAAGACUCUGAGGGUCAAAGUCCUUUCAUCUAUGAGAAAUGAACUGAGUUCAUUUACUCAGACCCUCCUGGCUGAAGGAGGCAAACAGCUCCGAUAGAUUUUCCUCUCAGCACACAAAUAUGUUACAGAACACAAAGGAUGAAGCACAUGCAAAAUGAAAGGGGAUUAGGUAAUUUUUAGUAAGAGAAGUUCAAUACUCAUACUGCAACCCCUGCACAUUCAGUGGGUGGUGUUUGUGCUGAUUACUGAGAAGAUGUACUGUACUGAUGUUCUAUGCACAGUGUGUGAUGGGGAAACUAAGUUACAGCUCUUCUUGUGUCUUGGUGUUAGAUCCUGGGAAUUGCCACCAAGAUUACUCUAAUAUGUUGUGGAUAUCUAUUUUUGGUUGGUUUUACACUUAUUUUUUGAGAGGAUAUUUGUUUUGCUGUAUUCGUUAUUAAAUAAGUUAAAUUCUAUGAUUUUCCAUUUUAUAAUGAAUGAUAAUGAUGACAAUGAUACACAUCACUGUGCCUUCUGUUAUGUUGUGAGAUGUAAACAAUAGAUUUUUUUCUAGGAACUCAUAUUGCUUCCAGCAUGUAAGAAUUAUCGAAUAUGGUGUCUAUUUUUCCUCCCGUUUGAUGUGACCAUAAUAAAGUAUCAUUGGAAUGACAAACAGA